This is a messenger RNA of Colletotrichum gloeosporioides, 2100 nucleotides long. RefSeq lists its product as uncharacterized. Bases 1 to 2100 code for a protein of 699 amino acids. The transcript has 6 exons. Lineage: Eukaryota; Fungi; Ascomycota; Sordariomycetes; Glomerellales; Glomerellaceae. The record is from RefSeq and is a predicted model, not a curated record.
AUGGGCAAGCGCAAGACCUGGCCCAACAAAACUUGUGGAGGAAUUGCGAAGGUUUGCAAAGAGGCAGUGGCCGCCGUCCGCGCUCACAGUCCUCAUCAGCUCUCGAUGAUCGAGGAGGCUUCCCGCGAAUCGACCCCUAUGAUUGCGACCGGAGGCAAUCCAGUUGUUUCUGCCGAUCACCUUCACGACUACCCUACUGAAGAAAUUACUUACGAGAAGUUCGACAGUUCUGACAUUCUUGAAGAGUAUGUGCACCAGAACACCGACUACCGCUUUGAUGAGGGUGCUUCCAAUGUUGGCCCCCUAGGCUUCCGCCAAGGGGACCUAAUCCAGCACAACGCAGACACUGUUUUGUACGGUAAUUGGGAACAGGACAAUAACCUGGAAGACUUCGACCGCUGUUCCAGUUCAAGCACUCAGAAUGCUAGCUUGAAGAUGGGUAGCUCAUCUAGAGCGAAGGAUUGGUCGAUGUUCCAGAGCAAUCUGGUCGACUAUGGCCCGGACGACCCCAGCCCGCGACUUCCAGGCUGCUCUGCCGGCCACCCCUACAAUAAGACGUGGAAACUGACGGAUUCAAUGAUGAUGGCUUACAAUGCCAUGCGAGGCCCCCCUUUGCUGCCGGGAAACGAUCCUCUGCGCAAUUGGAUGGCCAUCAAGGCGACAGAAUCCAUGAACGAGUCCACGAUGGGGUCCACAACGGCCGAGUCGUUUCAAACAUCUCGAGAAACGGCAAGCCAGGGCACAAGAUCUGUGACGCAGACAUCGCCGUCAAAGGAUACAACUCAGACAUCUGGACUGAGUUCUGGGGAGAAACGAGAGAUGGAGGAUUAUGCCAAGAUGCUGAAGGAGGCCAACAUGGCUACAAAAGAGUAUGCACCUCCUGAGACGGAUCGCAACCCAGCCUACGAAGUGCCCCGUCCCAGAUAUCUUCACGUCUCGCCCAAGUUCAACAACUUCAAGUUUGAAGACUACAUGCCUCCCGAGGUUUCUAUGCCUGAGUCGGCUUACAAGCCGCCAUACGAUAUUAAUCGUGACUUCGGUAAGAGUAGCCUGACUUUUCUCGUGGACACGUUCUCAUCUGUGACAGCUGAUGAGUAUGACAUCUCGGAUGACGAGGGUGACCCUGAAUCGGGACGUGUAUCGCCGUGCACAUUCCGUCUACUAGCUGAAAGUUGCUCUCGACGAGACCCUCAGACAAAUCAAGUCUUUAUGGCGGAGGAUGCUCAACGCAUGCGCCCGGAGACGCCCCUUGAGGAUAAUGACAGACAUCUCGUCAUCGACCGACUUACGCUCUCCUUUGAGCUCCAGAGAGACGUCAACGAUGGGGGUUGGAUCACACCGUGCUACUCAGUAGAAUCAGAGCCCUCCAUCAUCUUCAGCGUUACCCUCAAGCACAAGAUGCGCAACUGGUGGUUCGGCCUCUUUGACCGUAUGGAUCCGAUUGCGGCGCGCCGCUUCCGCAAAGUCCAGUUCCGCGAGGCCAACGACCCUAUUACGCCCCUCGAGACGACCUCGGUCCGCUCGGUCGUCUCCUCCAGUACGUCCAGCGAUGACGGGAUCGGCAACUACAGGAAGUCCUACACUGAUGCUGAGGUCCUCGAAGCGCUGCAUUCGCCCACCAGUCGCCGUGUUGCCGGCGUCGCCCCCCAGAACGCCCAGCUCAUCAUCUCGCAGCGCUGGCAGACUGUCACCCGAUGGAAGAACCAAGAUGCAGAGAUGACGCGUGAGAACGACAACAUGCGCGGCGCCAUUGAGCGUGCCAAGAUGGAGCUGCGAGAGAUCCGGCUGGCGGUUGACCACAUCGUGCAGAAGAAGGCCACGGAGGACAUGGCGAUGCGGCAGCGCAAUCACAGGCGGAUCCUUCGCCAGGUUUCGGCACACCUCCACGAGCUGCGGUACGAGAUCCAGAGCAAGUUCGACGCUCUCAAGCAUGCACAGACACAAAACCAGAGCAUGAAGGCUGAGCUGGCGCUGCUUGAGUGGCAAAUCAAGAAUGAAUGCGCGAGGGCUGAAAUGGCGAGCCCCGAUGAGGUCCGCAAGGCGGUCUCGGAGCACUUCCGGGAUAAGAUGGUCGCUCUUGAGCUUGCAGACUGCUUCUGA